GUGGAGGGCGGCGGCGGCUGUGGCGAUGGGGGCGGUGGGCCUAGGGUUGGUGGACUGUCACUGCCACCUCUCGGCCCCGGACUUUGACAGCGAUCUGGAUGAUGUGUUGGAGAAAGCCAAGAAGGCCAAUGUUAUGGCUCUUGUGGUGGUUGCUGAACAUUCAGGAGAAUUUGAAAAGAUUAUGCAGCUUUCAGAAAGGUAUAAGGGGUUUGUCCUGCCGUGCUUGGGUGUUCACCCUGUUCAAGGAGUUUCACCAGGAGAUCAAAGAAGUGUCACAUUAAAGGAUUUGGAUGUAGCUUUGCCCAUUAUGGAGAACUAUAAAGAUCAGUUGUUGGCAAUUGGAGAGGUGGGACUAGAUUUCUCCCCCAGAUUUGCUGGCACUGAUGAGCAGAAAGAAGAGCAACGACAAGUCCUAAUCCGACAGGUCCAGUUAGCCAAAAGAUUAAAUUUGCCUUUAAAUGUUCACUCACGCUCUGCUGGAAGACCCACCAUCAGCCUCUUGAAUGAGCAAGGUGCUGACAAAGUGCUCCUGCAUGCAUUUGAUGGCCGGCCAUCUGUAGCGAUGGAAGGAGUAAGAGCUGGGUACUUCUUCUCAAUUCCUCCUUCUAUCAUAAGAAGUGGACAGUUGCUUUCUCUUUUCUCUAAGAAACAGAAACUUGUGAAACAGUUGCCUUUAACUUCAAUUUGCUUAGAAACAGAUUCACCUGCACUAGGACCAGAAAAACAGGUACGAAAUGAACCCCAAAACAUUUCCAUUUCAGCAGAAUAUAUUGCCCAGGUGAAGGGGAUCUCAGUAGAAGAAGUUAUAGAAGUGACAACACAGAAUUCAUUGAGGCUGUUUCCUAAGCUUCAGCAUCUGCUCCAGAAGUAGCUUCAAAACCAAAUGACAUAGGGGACAGCAUUUGAGAGAAAGAAAUGUUCUGAGUAGGAGUCUGAACUGAAGUGUGAGGCCAUUAUAUAAGGAUAUAGAAGAUUAUGAUUUUAGAGAAAUAUUUCUCCUAAAACCGGGCUUGGGUCCUGAAACCCUGGAUUCUGAUUCUACCUUGUGCUUCUUUAUAAUUAAUGGAGUCCUAGCAAGAGAUUGGGAAACACCACUGCUUCUUACCUUACACCAUUAAGUAGAACCCACCAUAUGACCUGAAACCAUUUCUUCUGGCAAGGGAGGCUCCCCCAGGUAAGACAUGAGCGGUAUUGGGACAGCUAACGUUUGAUCCUUCACCACCACAGGAUUUAUCUAGUGGAAGGAGAUCAUCUUGUUUCUUACACUGUCAGAGAUCUCUUUUCUGGGUUUGUAAAAUUGAAUUGUUAGUACUUUGAAUUACUUCUUUUUAAGAGAAAAAUGUAUAGGUUUUUAUAUUGAUCAUAGAUUUUGACUUAUGAGGCCAGUGGUUUGUGCUAUCACCAUUAAGUGCCAAGCCCCAAAGUUUAGGUAAUAAACCGAGUUUAAGUUCCAGUCUGAAUAUUGUCACAUUUAAAAUGUACACAGCUUUAUUAAAAUGUAUCUGACUAUUUUUGCAUACAGUGAUAUUUUAUAUCUUUAAGUUUUGAAAAUCUUGGCUGCAAAGAGUUCUGUGGAUGGAUGGUGGGUACAGUAGCACGAUAAUGUGAAUGUAUGUAAUGCCACUAACCUACACAC
Neomonachus schauinslandi (Hawaiian monk seal) is the source of this 1636-nucleotide messenger RNA. It is a transcript of the gene TATDN3, whose product is annotated as TatD DNase domain containing 3. The record is from RefSeq and is a predicted model, not a curated record. The transcript has 11 exons. The coding region runs from base 26 to 871 and encodes 281 amino acids. NCBI's taxonomy places the organism in Eukaryota, Metazoa, Chordata, Mammalia, Carnivora, Phocidae. Gene Ontology annotation, molecular function: hydrolase activity, acting on ester bonds.